AAAAUUUGUUGACAAAUAUUACAAUGAAUGUAUCACUCAAUCUCAGCUCUGGUGGGUUCGAUCCAAGCUUCCCAAGUGGAAAAAUUGUUCCGAGAGACGUUACUCUAACGAUGUUCGUCUCAUUUUUCAUCUUGAUUGUAUGCGGCAAUAUCUGGGUAAUGAUCGCUGUUGUCCGCCAGCCUAAACUACGUAAAUCGUCGACUUGUAUGUUCAUUAUUUCACUCUCUGUAUCCGACAUGAUGAUGGCGUUUUUCUAUAUUCCGAUGCAAGUGGCUUACGUGGGAUUUGGUCUCACUGGAAUGAAAAGCGUUGUGUUAUGUAAGGGAUCAGCCUGGCUACAAUGGGUUGCUCAAUGCGCCACGAUAUUUUCUUUAAUCGGAAUAGGAAUCGACAGAUACCGGGCAAUAGUUCAACCACUUCAUCCUAAGUUGACAAGAACAGAUGCUGCAAUGUGUAUUGCUGUAAUAUGGGUAUGUGCUGGGGCGUACUCCGGUCAUCGUAUGUACGUAUUAGACAUAGUUACAUUUACAUAUCCCGUAGGUAUCAAUGUGACUGUAUCUACAUCAGUAUGUGCAGUGCCAUCUGAUAAAUAUUACUUAUUAAGUUAUCUUGAAAUAAGUGACUUUCUUGUGAUGUAUCUAGUUCCACUCGUAAUCCUCUGUGUAAUGUACGCCAUAAUGGUAUCCAGCCUGUGGUUCAGCUCCGCUCCAAACGAUGAAUCAAAACAGAAGAAACGAAAAGCU
Molecule: messenger RNA, 743 nt
Organism: Saccoglossus kowalevskii
Lineage: Eukaryota; Metazoa; Hemichordata; Enteropneusta; Harrimaniidae
Product: galanin receptor 2b-like
Biological process (GO): G protein-coupled receptor signaling pathway
Cellular component (GO): plasma membrane
Molecular function (GO): G protein-coupled receptor activity
Source: RefSeq, a predicted model, not a curated record